Vombatus ursinus (common wombat) is the source of this 1262-nucleotide messenger RNA. RefSeq lists its product as uncharacterized. The coding region runs from base 16 to 678 and encodes 220 amino acids. Gene Ontology annotation, cellular component: mitochondrial membrane. Lineage: Eukaryota; Metazoa; Chordata; Mammalia; Diprotodontia; Vombatidae. The transcript is spliced from 5 exons. The record is from RefSeq and is a predicted model, not a curated record. Gene Ontology annotation, biological process: regulation of heme biosynthetic process.
GAUGGAUGGUCAGGUAUGGUAGGAUGUGCUGGAGCCUGGGAGAGGACUGUGGGCACGCGGCUGCCGGUAGAGAUGGAACGCGCCCGGGACGUUCCACAGACCGAACCCUGGCCCAGGAGGCUCGGAUUCCGCCCCCGUCCUCUCCCAGAGGCUCCGGCUUCGGCAGCCGGGCAGACUCUGCACCCUUCCCCUUUCCGAGGGCGCGGGCGUGACUGGACCGGGACCACGGAAGGAAGGAGAGGGAGGAGAGAGGGAGAGCGAGCAUGCGCAGAGACCGGGGAGGAGCUGCAGGAGAAGGGAAGAAGGAAGGGAGAAGGGGAGUGCAGAGGGUACUGGAGGCGGGAUCGGCUCCAGAGCGCAAGACGUAUAACCAUGACUAUUGACUGGAUUGGUUUUGGAUAUGCUAGCAUAAUAGCAUCUGGAGGCUUUUUGGGAUAUCAUCGCAAAGGAAGCAUUGUGUCUUUGGUUGCUGGUCUUUUCUUUGGCUUGUUGGCAGGUUAUGGAGCUUACCGUAUCUCCCGUGACCCCCGAGAUGUCAAAAUGUCACUAUUCACUACCUUCCUUCUGGCCACUAUCAUGGGCGUAAGGUUCAAGAGAUCGAAGAAACUAAUGCCAGCAGGGAUUGUGGCUGGCCUAAGCCUCUUGAUGAUUUUGAGACUCAUCUUGAUGCUCAUAUGAGAAUCCCCAGCUACCAAGAACUUAAUUCCCAUCCUUCUACCACAGCAAACUAAGUAUGUUCUUUGUACUUGAAAGAUAAGUUUCAACAAGAAAUAUCAAGCAUCUGUAAGGAAAAAGAUAACAACAAACAAACUGACACUUCUCAUAUUAGCAUUAGUUUACAAGAUUUUUUUUGAACCAAAAAAGUUUUCAGCUGUUUUCUAGUUGAUAAUCAUUGUUCCUAAAGGGUACUUAAUGAACCAUGUCUCAUUGAUCUCAUUUCCCCUCCUUUUAUUUAUCACUGUAGAAGGUGCAAAGUCAUUGUACACCUUUAUAAAUUUUAAAAGUCUUUUAUAUUUGUUUACUGAAAAUUCCAAACACUGAGUCACCAAACAAAAGUUUACAUGACAGUAAAACUUGUCAGUUAAUAUGAUGCCUUAUGUGUGGUUUGACUAAAAAACUAACUCACUGUCCUAGUCUCUGUCUUAUAAGCUGCAUAGGAAAUACUUGUGUCCUGAAUUUUAAAUUUUAUUCCACCCUCUGCAUACACUGGAUAUAGGAGCAGAGUGUAACUAAUAUUCAAAUAAAAGUUCUUCUAUUUUAAA